Molecule: messenger RNA, 678 nt
Organism: Bacidia gigantensis
Lineage: Eukaryota; Fungi; Ascomycota; Lecanoromycetes; Lecanorales; Ramalinaceae
Exons: 2
Coding region: 1-678 (225 amino acids)
Cellular component (GO): mitochondrion; cytosol
Molecular function (GO): peptidyl-tRNA hydrolase activity
Source: RefSeq, a predicted model, not a curated record
AUGACCUCUCAAGAUGGGCCAUCGACAAUAUCCAUAGCCCUUGCGACUGCCAUCCUGUCCGUAGCGACUGGGUACCUGAUCGGCUCUGCGUCGUCGAUUGGCGUGUUUGGGUCGUCGAGCACGGCCAGGAAAGCUGCGAAGAAAUCUUGGCCUAAUAGCUACGAUGUCACCAUACACCCUGAUAGCAGUGAUGAAGAGCUCAUGAAGCAGCUGGGACGGAAGCAGAGCAAGGAAGUGAAAGAUUCCGAAGAAGAGGAUGAAGCAGACAGCAGUGAGGAAGAAGUCGUUGGGGAGCUGGCUACGUUUGAAGGAAACAAAGAAGAAUGCAAGCUCGUGCUGGUGGUAAGAACGGACUUGGGCAUGGGCAAAGGGAAAAUAGCAGCGCAGGCUUCUCACGCGACGCUCGCUUGCUACACUACCCUCCGCACCUCCCACCCAAACCAUCCUGUGCUCCGCCGUUGGGAGUCGUUUGGGGCUGCUAAGAUUGCUGUGCAAGCUCAAUCGGAGGAAGAGCUGUUGGUUCUUCAAGCCCAGGCCAUCAGCCUAGGUUUGUGUGCGAGAAUCAUACACGAUGCUGGCAGAACGCAGAUAGCCAGUGGAACGGCGACAGUGCUCGGGGUUGGUCCUGCACCAAAAAGUGUUGUGGAUCAGGUCACUGGAAAGCUGAAGCUGCUGUGA